GGUCUGGAUGUCCGCGCGACCCCCGGCCACACCAACGGCUGUGUCACGUACGUCCUAAACGACCGCAGCAUCGCGUUCACCGGAGACGCGCUCCUCAUCCGAGGCUGCGGCAGGACAGACUUUCAGCAAGGAAGCUCUGAGUCUCUAUACCGCUCUGUGCACAGUCAGAUUUUCACCCUCCCUGAUCAGUGUCUGCUCUAUCCAGCCCAUGAUUACACAGGUCAAACGGUCACCACGGUGGGUGAGGAGAAACGACUGAAUCCACGCCUCUCCAAAUCCCUCUCGGAAUUCAUCGCGAUCAUGAACAACCUGAACCUGCCCUAUCCCAAACAGAUCGAUGAAGCCCUCCCAGCGAACAUGGUGUGUGGCCUUCAGGGUAAUCCUGAUGAGCCGCACCGAUAAAGAUUCCGAACAAUACUCAUAGGCCGCUGAUGAUGUGGUGAGGUUUCGACACUCCCGGUUCCUGUCCGAAAUGUUUUUUUUAUUGAAAUCCUGUCCCUCUCUGUCUGUCUGUCUCCUGAACAAUAAAGGAGAUGCAGGCUUUGCUCUCGUGUGUACA
Molecule: messenger RNA, 559 nt
Organism: Chiloscyllium plagiosum (whitespotted bambooshark)
Lineage: Eukaryota; Metazoa; Chordata; Chondrichthyes; Orectolobiformes; Hemiscylliidae
Source: RefSeq, a predicted model, not a curated record